UGUUUCAAAGCAAAUGCACAAACUCAGUGUCGCAGAGCCUUGAAUAAUUUGGUGAUAAGAUACUUCACAAUAAUCACCGUUAUUGAUUUUGUACUCUACAGCAAAGGCAUAGGAGCAAUGGAAGAGCCCACCUGCCAUGUCCAAGCAGGUGUUAUGCUGGAGGAUCUGAGCAAAUUAGUCACUUGGGCUCACUCUCAUGGCUCCCACUGUCCCCACAAGCUUUCGCAUAAGGGGAAACUCAACCAUGGGGUUGGGCAUCAGUGCAAAGUUAAUUGGAGAUGUGAGGUUGGACAUGCCUUCGACUGGGCCUUGACACUUGCCACAGAGGUGAAAGUUGAGGAGGAAAAGACAGAGGAGGAGGUGGAUGUAGGUCAUAUGAGCAAGAGGAGGAGAAUACAACGCCUGUCCUCGGAUGAGGAAGAGGAAGGGGAGAUGGGAUAUGUCCCAUUCAUUGGGAAUAUUACUGAUGAAAAUGGGGUUGAAUCCGACGUGAGCCACUGUAGCCUUGUGACCCACGUGUCAGGAGAGGGAGGAGAUGCCCCAGUGAGAAAGCUAGAAGAGGCCUUGACUGGAAACAAAGCCAGGAAGUCCAAGCAGCAGAGAACUGUGAAACAACCUUUCUUUCCUAGGAGGAUUGUUCAAGAGGACCCCAAAGGCAAUAUCCACAUGGAUGUUAGGGUGGAGCUGGAGCAAAAGAACAAGGAGUCAAAUCAAGAGGGAAGGGGCAUUGAGAAGAGGACAGUUCGAAAGGAGGAAAGCCCAGGCCCAAAUGAAAACCUCAUUACAGCUCUUGACAUCACCCCUCUCCCGAGCUGCCUUUCAGACAUUGAGAGCGCCCCAGAAGAUGUGGAGUGGUCGACUCCUAAGGGUGGACAGGGUUCCCUCUCCCCUCCUAAACCUAAGCCCCUAUUCCAGGGCCAGGGUGAAACCCACAGGCAGGGCUCCUGUAGUGCUGCCCUCUUCCCACUUACACCUCAGAGAUCAGGUGCGGCUGCAGGGCACUCUCCCCCUAAUAAAGGCAAGGUGAAAGCAGCAACCAAGAAACCAGCAGAGAAAAGGGGGCCAAAGAAAGCAGAGGCCCGCCUGGGCAAUCUCAUGACCUUUGUCAUGUGGCUAAACUCUCAAAACCAUCCGGGGGCGCGUUGUCCAGGCAGCCUUCCUGUCGCCGAGCUGGACAGGUUAUUGGUCGCCUUCUUCCAGUACGUGUGGGAGGAGUCCCGCCUGCAGGCCCUGAGCAGCAGCACUCUCACAACUUACGCCCGUAUGCUGGACCGUGAUCUGCAGAACCAGGGCUGCAGCUUCAGUAUCCGGAAGUCAGCCGAGUUCACAAACACCAUUAGGGAACUGGAUAGCUGCUGCCAGCACUUGAGGCAGAGGGAGUGGGACAGAGACAUCCUGGUGAUCCAGAGCUUGAGGAGAGAAGAGGAGGCUGCACUGAGGCAGGCAGGGGUCCUGUCUAGGGCCACACCGGAUGGGCUGCUCAACCUGGUCCUGUUCAACAACCUCAAGGCCUUUGGGAAGUUCCACCUGGAGGGAGUCUGGCCCGGGCGCAUCUCCGACUUCCACACGGCCAUGGAGACCCACCCAGGGACGGGCAACGGGGAAAAACUAGAAUACCUGGAAUGGAACAAUACUCAUUUCCCAGACCAGAGCCCCGUACGGAUGCACGGCCUGGCCGACGAUCCGGAAUGCUGCCCCCUGCGGGACUACAAGCUCUAUGUAUCCAAGCGCGUUGGAAGCCGCCUGAUCGCCACUGAUGCAAUGUACUGUUGCCCACUGAGCCGCUAUAGGCCCUGGGAUGAUUACUGGUUCAGCCGCCAUGCCAUGCCCAAACCUCGCCUGGAAAAGAUGAUCACGGCUCUGAGCCACCAUAUCCUCUCCGUUCGUAAUAGGAGGGCAGCAGCCGUAUAUUAGUUAGCAGGUCCUAAUAGAAGAACAUUGAUUGUAUUUUAACUGUAUACUGCAUGUGCAUACAUAAAUUCAAAGUGUGAUAUCCUAGCAUGACAUGUGUCAUUUAAUUACACCAUUGAAAGUUAUGUAUGCUAUGUUAUUGUUGAAAUGCUCAUAAAUAGUAUUAAAAACAAUUUACCUUA
This is a messenger RNA of Coregonus clupeaformis (lake whitefish), 2093 nucleotides long. RefSeq lists its product as uncharacterized. NCBI's taxonomy places the organism in Eukaryota, Metazoa, Chordata, Actinopteri, Salmoniformes, Salmonidae. The transcript has 3 exons. The record is from RefSeq and is a predicted model, not a curated record. The coding region runs from base 118 to 1914 and encodes 598 amino acids.